AUGGAUGGAACAAAUAAUUCUGUGGUGUCAGAAUUUUUGCUAAUGGGGCUUUGUGACUCUGGGGAGCUGCAGGCCUUCUUGUUUUUAUUGUUUUCCAUACUUUACUUGAUCAUCCUUUUGGGCAACAUCCUGAUUAUUCUCUCUGUCAUCAGUGAUCCUAAUCUCCACUUUCCCAUGUAUUUCUUGUUGGCCAAUCUCUCUUUUGUUGACUUGUGGCUUUCCUCAGUGACAACACCAAAAAUGAUCAUGGAUUUUCUCAGAGAAAGCAAGACCAUCUCCUUUGAAGGUUGCAUGUGCCAGAUCUUCUUUGGGCAUUUUGUUGGAGGGGGCGAGAUGGUGCUGCUUGUGGUCAUGGCUUAUGACCGCUAUGUAGCCAUAUGCAAGCCACUUCACUAUACAACCAUCAUGAGCCAGCAAAGAUGCAUUUGGCUUGUAGUGAUCUCAUGGACUUUGGGGUUUGUGCAUUCAAUGAGUCAACUGGCUGUCAUCAUGGAUUUGCCCUUCUGUGGCCCUAGAGAGAUGGACAGCUUUUUUUGUGACCUCCCACUGGUGAUUGAGCUUGCAUGCGUGGAUACCUAUGUCCUAGGACUAAUGGUGAAUGCUGAUAGUGGAAUCCUUGCCUUGAUUUGCUUCUUUCUCUUGUUGAUCUCUUACACCCAUAUCCUACUCACUGUCUAUCAUCAUUCUAUGGAUGGGGCAGCUAAGGCAUUAUCCACCUGCAGUGCCCACAUUACAGUUGUAGGAAUAUUCUUUGGACCUUGCAUCUUCAUCUACCUGUGGCCACUCAACAUCACCUCAGUGGACAAGUUUCUUGCAGUGUUUUACACAGUCUUUACACCUCUGUUGAACCCUGCCAUAUAUACCUUGAGAAACAAAGAGAUGAAGGUUGCUCUGAGGAAACUGGGAAGUCAGUGUGUGAAUAUGAAGUGGAAUUCUUAG
This is a messenger RNA of Trichosurus vulpecula (common brushtail), 939 nucleotides long. RefSeq names its product olfactory receptor 4K14-like. The coding region runs from base 1 to 939 and encodes 312 amino acids. Gene Ontology annotation, molecular function: G protein-coupled receptor activity; olfactory receptor activity. The record is from RefSeq and is a predicted model, not a curated record. The transcript has a single exon. Lineage: Eukaryota; Metazoa; Chordata; Mammalia; Diprotodontia; Phalangeridae. Gene Ontology annotation, cellular component: membrane. Gene Ontology annotation, biological process: G protein-coupled receptor signaling pathway.